AUGGCUCAAACUUGUGUUGGAAUACGAGAUGAGUCACAUUACAAUGUCCUCAAUUCAACCGUGCAUCUUCCAAAAGUGGUAGUCGAGAAGACAGUCCCAAGGAUUUGUUGGCAUAGGAAAUUUCACGCCGUGAGGAAGUACGGCCUGCAUGGCGAUAAUCGACUACGUUACGGCCACAUUCCGUUCCUCCACAAAUAUGACCGGGUUUUCUUUUUUGAUCUUCUCAUCGAUGAAUACAACCUCCGAAUGAACAUGCAGGAGCAGGAAAGAAUCGAACGAAAAAUGAAUAGUCUCUGCCCGCCACUAGGAUCUGAUGAUCCUGAUAACGAGGAGUGGCUAUGGGAUGUUGAUGAAGCCGGAAUUGAUUAUAGUGACCUAUCGCCGUUGCUUCUCGAUUCACCGGGUUCAUGUCAUGAGGAGAGGCCGAAGUCUGCGCAGGUUUCGGUGUCUCAGAAGACACUCCAUCCACGAGUCACAAAGUCCCACGAAAAAGGUAUCAAGAUCUUGCAGCACAAACUUGACGAUACCAAAUAUCAGCACAGCCAACUGUCCCGCAAACUAUACGAAACAGAGACCAUGUUUCCUGACCUCGUCAAGCAGAACUACGAAGCCAUCCGAAAAGACCCAAAAUGGUACAUGCGAAAGGAAUUGGUGAAGGAUUGUGCCGAUCGAGGUGGAUGUUGCGGCCGCGAUUGCGGCUGUUGUGCGUCGCGUGCCAAACAUUACUAUAUAAAGGGCAUUGGCCAUUGCACGGUCGAGUGCUUUUGUUGCGUUGGCUUUCGAGGCUUCAGACCAUCUCCAGAGGAAAAGAAGGAUAUCCUUAAGGGGAUGAUAAUGAUCCUCAAAUGCGAUAUUGCGACGCAUUUUGUGAGAAUGGUGAAUGCGUAUUUCUCGAAGUCUUGA
Messenger RNA from Penicillium chermesinum, 903 nucleotides. RefSeq lists its product as uncharacterized. Lineage: Eukaryota; Fungi; Ascomycota; Eurotiomycetes; Eurotiales; Aspergillaceae. Bases 1 to 903 code for a protein of 300 amino acids. The record is from RefSeq and is a predicted model, not a curated record. The transcript has a single exon.